Messenger RNA from Ogataea philodendri, 1077 nucleotides. RefSeq lists its product as uncharacterized. Gene Ontology annotation, cellular component: cytoplasm; EKC/KEOPS complex. Bases 1 to 1077 code for a protein of 358 amino acids. NCBI's taxonomy places the organism in Eukaryota, Fungi, Ascomycota, Pichiomycetes, Pichiales, Pichiaceae. The record is from RefSeq and is a predicted model, not a curated record. Gene Ontology annotation, biological process: tRNA threonylcarbamoyladenosine modification. The transcript has a single exon.
AUGCCUUAUUACUCACUUGGAAUCGAAGGCUCGGCCAAUAAGCUUGGAGUUGGUGUGAUCGAGCACCCGCAAGAGAAGCUGGCUGCCUACAACCACGCAAGAGUGCUAUCGAAUGUGCGAGAUACGUAUGUUACUCCGCCGGGCGAAGGGUUUUUACCAAGAGACACAGCAAGACACCAUCGUAACUGGGUGGUAAGAUUAAUCCGCAAGGCUUUGGACGAAUCACAGAUCCCGCCCGAGAAGCUGGACUGUAUCUGUUUUACUCAGGGACCCGGGAUGGGCGCUCCGUUGCAGAGCGUUGUUAUUGCUGCUCGGACAGUUGCCCAGAUGUGGAGGUUACCGUUGGUUGGAGUGAACCAUUGCAUUGGCCAUAUUGAGAUGGGCCGCGAGAUUACGGGGGCCACGAACCCGGUGGUUCUGUAUGUGAGUGGCGGAAACACACAAGUGAUUGCUUAUUCGCGGCAGAGGUACCGGAUUUUUGGCGAGACGCUGGACAUUGCGGUGGGCAACUGUUUGGACCGGUUUGCGCGCACGUUGCGGAUCCCCAACGAUCCGUCUCCGGGCUAUAACAUCGAGCAGCUGGCGAAAAAAGGCCAGCAUUUUGUCGAGCUACCGUACACGGUGAAGGGCAUGGAUCUGAGCAUGAGCGGGAUUCUAGAGUAUGUUGACGGGCUGGCAAACGACCUGUUCAAUGGAAAAAAGAACAAGCAGUUGGUGAAGCCGGACGGUAGCAAGAUCACCGUGGAAGAUCUGUGUUUUUCGUUACAGGAGUGCAUUUUUGCAAUGCUGGUGGAGAUCACCGAAAGAGCGAUGGCUCACGUUGGGUCGAAGGAGGUGCUGAUUGUUGGUGGGGUCGGUUGCAACGAGCGGUUGCAGGAGAUGAUGGGGGUGAUGGCCAGAGACCGUAACGGCAACAUAUAUGCCACAGACGAGCGGUUUUGCAUUGACAACGGCAUCAUGAUCGCACAUGCCGGUCUUCUGGCAUAUCGGACGGGAAAACGCACCACUUUGGAGGAAAGCGUGUGCACACAGCGGUUCCGUACCGACGAGGUAUUUGUUAGCUGGAGAGAUGAUUAG